UAAUAAUCAGACUUCUUUCUUUUUCGUCUGAUUUAUUAAUAAAAUGGUCUCAAACCAUUGUCCUCUUUAGACCUUCGUAAAACUACAAAAAAAUUACACAAGCAUUGCAUUAGCAACAACGUUAGCUUAGCACGCUAUACAGGUUCAUUAAACAUAAACAAAAAGCGUCUCAUACAAAAAAUAUAACAUUUCGCUUACUAACAUAAUAUGUACAUUAUUUACAACAACCAUACUUAUGGACAAAUCUUGUCCAAGGAUCAUAUAGGCACAACAUUACAACGUAGGCGUCAGCCCGAGAUGUCGUGCAGCCAUAUUGAACUGGCAAGACAACAAUAAACCAUGUCGCAAAGCGACCACAAGGGUUCGCUGUUAGACAGCACAAAAAGCCUUGCUGUAAAACUUACCAAAAGGCAGAAUACUGUCUGAGCGGGACAUGUGUGUUAAUUGCGUCAAAUAUUUUAACGUGAUUAAUUUAAAAAAUUAAUUACCGCGCGUUAACGCGAUAAUUUUGACAGCCCUAAAAAAAACAUUAACAAAACACUAACAAACACGAACAAAAGCUUAUGUUGGUCUUAACAUGGAGCAGCUGGAUUUACCCAUGUAAAAUGAGGCAGACAAGAGGGCAGUGUAUCCACCCAAAUCAAUAAAAUUAAAUGCAAACACUUUCAAAUUAAACUAGUGCUGUCAACAUCAUCGCGUUAAUGGGCGUUAAUUCAUUUUUUAAAUUAAUCACGUUAAAAUAUUUGACGCAAUUAACGCAUGCACUGAAUGACCCGCUCACGCAUUGCCUCAAACAGAUUACAAUGACGCCGUUUAUGGACAUUAAGAGUGAAGAGAAUGCCACCGGCCGCUUGGGGGCAGCGCCGUUCCAUACUAAUGUUAUUCCUUCUACUAGUGGGAGAAUUAGUAGUUGUGAGACGUUUAUGCUGUUACAUUGUGCUAUUUGUGCUCCACGCAUAUUUCUGUUGGCCAAUUGGAGGAGGGCGUGCCCACCAGGCAAUCACGGCCGCUGGCAGGGGUCCCAGGGCACCAUGGACGGUGGCCUCAGGGUCUUCCUGUCCACUGUGCUGUGCCUCAGCCAGUCCCUGCUUAUUAGCUGCACACUUCAAUAUCCAUCUUUCCGCUCUGAGCCCGCCUCAUUGGUCCAGAGUCCUGGUUCGGCGGCUCGCCUGCACUGCGCCGUCAGGCCCCCAUCGGCGGCGCUCUCCUGGCGCUUUCGUGGUGCCCCCCUGCUUGUCGAUACCCUGCCUGGUGUGGAGGUGAACGGUGGUACUCUCACCAUCACCUCCCUGCAGCGUGCCCAUGCCGGUGGAUAUCAGUGUGUGGCACGGUCUACCCAAGGAACAGCUGUGGCGAGCCGGUACGCGCAUGUGGUGCUGGCAGAAAUCUGGCAGUACGAAGACAGCCGCCGGCGCUUGCUGUCUGUCCAGGAAGGCGGCGCGGUCGUCAUCGAGUGUCCUCUGCCCCGAAGUGUCCCGGCGGCCUUGCCUAGGUUACGAGUGCGAGGCGAACGUGUGGAGAAGUCCACAGAUGACUACUUGGUUCUUCCAUCUGGCAACCUCCAGAUCCCGAACGUUUCACCCCGCCAUCAAGGCACCUACAAAUGUGGCUCGUACAAUCCCGUCACGGGCGAAACUCUCACACAAACCCAUGGUACCAAACUGUCUGUACUAUUUGCAGACUCCCCAUCCUUUCCAAUGGAAAUAGUUUACCCCAUCACCCCCAUGACUGUAACACUGCAGCGGUCACAGUCGUACACGCUAGAAUGCGUCAUAUCCGGAAGUCCAUCCCUUGCGUCCACGUGGUUUAAAAACGGUGAGCGUGUCCAUGUCGGUCCUUCUCUGCGACGCCUACGCGACAAUUUGGAACUCGUCUCUGUGACGACGGAUGACGCCGGGGUGUACGUUUGCGCCGCUGAGAGCGAGCGAGGGUCGGUCAGGAGCGCCAACUACACCGUCAACAUUCUCGAACCGGCGACUAUGUUAGAAGGCCUCACUGACCAACAGCUAGACUCGCCUGGAUCCACUGCUCGUUUCAGCUGCAGAGCUGCGGGAAAUCCCGCCCCAAACGUCACCUGGCUGUUCAACGCCGAACCCUUAGUCGCCUCACAUCGCGUCCUGAUGUCCGGUAACCAGCUCGUCAUCAGGGAUGUGGUUCUGUCGGACCAAGGCGUGUACCAAUGUCUGCUGGACAACGGCGUCGGGUCAGCGCAGUCGUCGGGAAUGCUGACGUUUCAGACUGAAUCAAAGCCCAACGUCGAUGUUUGGCCUUCGCUACCGCCCAUGCAGAGCGACGAGGGCAGCGAUCGCUUCGUGGCGGAGGAGGAUUCGGAUGAGCCGCCGUUCGACGGGGGCGCCGACGGUCUCACGCCUGACGCGCCAAUCAUUACCAGCCCGCCGCAGACCUACAAACCGGACGUGUACGACCUGGAGUGGAGAGCUGGACCCGACGGCGGGAGCCCCAUCAAUGCAUAUUUUGUCCGAUAUCGUAAGGUGGACGAGAUGGCUACAGUGAUGGAAAGCUGGCUGACAGUGCGAGUGCCUGGCAGCGAGCGGUCGCUGCGGCUUUCAGAGUUGGACGCGUCCAGCUUGUACGAGGUGCUCAUGGUGGCUAGGAGCUCGGCGGGAGAGGGCCAGCCGGCCAUGCUUACAUUUCGCACUGGGAAAGAAAAGAGCGCCUCGUCCAACAAAAACCCCUCCAACAAACCUCCCGUCGUCCUGAUGCCGCCUAAAGCGCCCGAGGACAAAACGCCCAACACGCACUUUGGCGUGGUCAUCCAUGAUAGAGUGCCGGAGGCGCCCGACCGGCCCACCAUCUCCAUGGCCACCGAAAGCUCCGUCUACGUCACCUGGAUCCCCAGAGCCAACGGCGGAUCACCCAUCACGGCGUUCCGAGUGGAGUACAAACGCAGCCGUAGCACCGAGUGGGGAGUGGCGGCCGACAAUAUCUCGCCGCUUAAGCUUUCAGUGGAAGUUCGCAAUCUGGAGCCUGGCGCCACUUACCGGUUCCGCGUGGCAGCCAUGAAUUUGUACGGCGAGAGUCCUCACAGUGUGGCGUCACGGCCGUACCAGGUGCCCCAAGCUAGUCCCCGCAUGACCGACCGGCCCGUGGUGGGACCGCACAUCUCCGCCACCGACGCCAUCAGCGACACGCAGAUCAUGCUGCGAUGGACUUACAGUCCCUCAAGCAACAACAACACUCCCAUCCAAGGCUUCUAUAUUUACUAUCGACCCACCGACAGCGACAACGAUAGCGACUACAAGCGUGAUGUAGUUGAAGGUGUGAAAGACUGGCACAUGAUUGGUCACCUGCAGGCUGAGACGUCGUACGACAUCAAGAUGCAGUGCUUCAACGAUGGAGGCGAAAGCGACUACAGCAAUGUCAUGAUCUGUGAGACCAGAGCUCGCCAGUCUCCGGGUUCGCCAAGCCAGCGGCCCGUCACACCGCCGUGGCCUCACCCGCAAGAGCCCGCCGGACCGCCCGGGGGGCUCCUGUAUCUCAUCGUGGGUUGCGUGCUAGGAGUGAUGGUCCUCAUUCUGCUGGCCUUUAUCGCCAUGUGCUUGUGGAGGAACCGACAGCACAACAACACACACAAAUACAACUCUCCUGGUUACUUGUACCAGCCGGCGGACAUGAACGGACAUGUUCUUGAGUACACCGCAAUGGCCGGCGCCGGGCGUAUGAACGGAGGUGUCCACGGGGGUUACGGGCACAGUGGCGGGGGCGGCGGUAUGUUGCCAUUGGGGUGCCACCAUCUACAUCACAAACACACCAACGGCCUGCACAAUGGCAACGGCGGACUCUAUCCUGCCGGACACCCGCACGGCCACAACGGCACUCUGCCUCACCCUCACCACCACCACAACGGAGGCGGCAUGUACACAGCUCUUCCUCAGUCAGAAUCUUCGGAGUGUAUGAGUUGUCAGAACCUGUGCAACAAUAACAGGUGCUACAACAAAAGCAACGGCGUGCUAUUAGGCGGGACGCUUCCCCUCAUGCAUAGAGCGGCGCCAUGCCAGCAAGACGGUCUGGAGAUGGUUCCGAUGGGCGUGGCGCCGUGCCGCGGCUGUACCCCGACAGGCGAGCGGCCGGCCACCAAGCUCGACGUGGCGCACCAGCCUGACGAGCACCAGGAGUCUUCGCCUUCGCGGCGCUCGUGUUAUCUCGACGGAGACGACACGGAAGGACCGGCGGAUGACACAGCAGAGGAGGAUGUAGACUGUGUGGAUCAGGAGAGUCCAGAGCUGCGCUGGGACAGCCUUCCCGACUCGGACUGUGACGAAAAGCCCGGCUGGAUAUCCGACAGGGGCGAGCUGAUCCAGCCCAGUCCCCAGACAACCGGAAGGGCGGAGCUACUGAGAGGACAGUCGGAGGACCUAAGUGAGGACUUUCUGCAUCAUGGACGGCCAGACUCCUAAAGACUCCUUUAGAUGACUUAUUUAUUUUUUUCUAGUAGUAAACUAUUAUUUCAUAUGAAUGUAUCUGUGUCAAAGAGCAAAGUUGUCAGUCUUUUAUAUUAUUUAUGCUUUUUUUGUGUGUGUUUGCUUGAGAAUUGUUUUGUGUUUCGGAGAUUUAGCGACUUGUAAAGUUUUGUAAUAAUAUAAAGAGAAGAUAUG
Corythoichthys intestinalis (scribbled pipefish) is the source of this 4616-nucleotide messenger RNA. RefSeq names its product cell adhesion molecule-related/down-regulated by oncogenes-like. Gene Ontology annotation, biological process: cell-cell adhesion. The coding region runs from base 702 to 4418 and encodes 1238 amino acids. The transcript has 19 exons. The record is from RefSeq and is a predicted model, not a curated record. Gene Ontology annotation, molecular function: protein binding. NCBI's taxonomy places the organism in Eukaryota, Metazoa, Chordata, Actinopteri, Syngnathiformes, Syngnathidae.